GUCAUCGAGAUUGAUCCAUCAAACUUCGAAAGAUUGCUCUCUGAAGGACAGUGGUUGGUCGAGUUCUAUGCACCAUGGUGCGGGUACUGCAAGCAGUUCGAACCGGCCUACGAGGAGGUGGCUUCCUCCCUCAAGACCCAAGGCUACCGAGUCGGCAGAAUCGAUGGGUCAAUGCACAAAUCUCUCGCAGCUCGAUUCGCGAUCCAAGGCUUCCCCACAAUCUUCUACAUUCAUGGCCAGAAGAUCCGCAAGUAUUCUGGAGAAAGGAGCUGGGAGGCCCUGGUGAAGUUC
Guillardia theta CCMP2712 is the source of this 291-nucleotide messenger RNA. RefSeq lists its product as hypothetical. The transcript has 3 exons. The record is from RefSeq and is a predicted model, not a curated record. NCBI's taxonomy places the organism in Eukaryota, Cryptophyceae, Pyrenomonadales, Geminigeraceae. Gene Ontology annotation, molecular function: protein disulfide isomerase activity; protein-disulfide reductase activity. Gene Ontology annotation, cellular component: endoplasmic reticulum lumen. Gene Ontology annotation, biological process: response to endoplasmic reticulum stress. The annotation marks the transcript as partial.